UUUCGAAAAAAUUUCCAGAAAAUUCUAGAAAUCACAAUUUGUUAGCCCAUUUUCUAUGGAAUACUUGUUAUUUUUGCUGUUAUUUGCUGGGUUUUUGACUUUUUUGCCUCGAUUUUUGAUCUACGCACAAAUUACGUCGAGCACAACCACUACUACACCGGUGCCAGCUGCAAAUCGAAGAACGAUCCGAGUUGGUGUGGCAGCUGUACAGACGACCGAACUCGACAGUAUAGGAUGGCCAAUGUCCGGUGGAGCUAUCAAUAUGGCAAUUCAAAAACUCAGAGAUGAUGGAUUUAUUGCUCCGUUUGAUUUUGAAGUAACCGUGAACUAUACGGAAUGUGAUAGAUCUCUUGGUGCAGCAGUUGGCAUGGAAUUUAUGAGGACUAAGCGGCUGGACGUAGUGAUUGGGCCACCGUGUCGAGAUCCCAUGGAAAUCAUGGCGACCAUGGCAACCUACUACAGUACCCCAAUGCUUGGCUGGGGUCUUGUGACUGACUCGAAGUUUACUGAUACAGAGCGUUACCCGUAUUUGACCAAUAUUAUGGCGAAUUCUUUGUCACUCGGCUUCUCCUUGGUGAAGCUGCUGGAAAUGAUGGAGUGGGAUCGUGUGGCUCUUGUCUACGAGGAGAGUGCUCAGGAUUACCCCUUAUCAGUGAUAAAUGACGUGGAAACUGCCAUCAACGAGUACGAUACGUUUGCGGUGAAUGUGGUGGUGAAGCAGGCGCUUCCUGGUGGAGAUCUUAAUGAUGCACAGUACAUUUCUGUGCUCAAUCGUAUUAAGCUUAGGUGUAGAAUCAUAGUCUCUGUCUUUCAAACUGCUCCAACCCGCCGAAGAUACUUGAAAAUGAUUGAUCAGCAAGGCAUGGCCAACGAGGAGUAUGUGCAUAUACUGUUAGGAUUGAGAAGCAUCGGGUUUGGCAAGCAAAGUGCAGGGCUGACGAAAUGUGAGUUGAACUGCUUAUCAUCCGGGUUAGCACCUUUCUGGGAUAUUGCUCCAGACGACGGGCUCAACGAUCGGCUUAAGCAAGCGGCGACACGGAUGCUUGUAAUGGACCUGUCCACGGAUGUUCCUGAUAUAAACUACCUGAACACGUUUACCAUGAACUGUGGAGCUGUAGUAGUAAACCCGCCGGUUUCGUGUGCCACACCAGCAUGCAUCAAUGCUUCAACUUCGCCACCAUCAGCUUUUGCCCGAAGUUUACACGACGUGUUUUACCUUUACGGCCUGGCAAUUACUAAUUUAUAUAAUCAAGAUCCUGCCUAUUUGAAUGAUAUCGAUAAAAUUAAUGGGGCAUUGCAGUUGAAUUUUGCAGGUCUAACAGGCGAAGUAUCCAUCAAUGCCAACAACAGUCGGGUGCCAAAGCUGAUGCUCUACGCAUUGAACGACAAAUACGAUCAGGCGUCCUUCAUGAAUCUGACCUACUCGUUGAACGGCGGAGCGAGUGUCUCUCUUGCCUACACAAACGAGGCAUCGCUCUGGUACUGGUACGGUGGAAAGCGGCCACUUUCAGUUCCGGUUUGCGGUUUUGCCGGUACAGAUUGCCCCCAAUCAUUUGUGGAUCAAUAUGGAGCUCUCGUGUUUGCUAUUGGAGGCGUUUUGAUUUUCGCAAUGCUCUUUGUUAUUACUUGCUUUUUCUAUGUGAUGCGCCAAAAACGUCUGGAACGUGACCGAAUAGAUGCGGAAUGGCAAAUCCCACUAGUCAAACUUCAAGCACCGCCAAAACGCGACAAAGAGCGCAUGUCGAAGCGGUCUCUACAAUCCGGACCCUCCAACAUCACGGACACAUCGAAAAUGACAUUCGACAACACAUUUUCCAACUAUUCGAUUUUCUAUUUGGAUAAGGAGCCCGUUCUGAGCACCGCGCAUCCGGCUUCAAACCUAAUCCGAACGGAUUACGAUACUUUUGUGAGAUUGAGGAAGUUGGACCAUGAAAAUGUGAACAAGUUUGUUGGAAUGUCGAUUGACGGGCCCGAGUACUUGGCGGUUUGGAAAUUGUGCAUGCGAGGCAGCUUGCAGGACAUCAUUGGCCAGGGCAACUUCUCCAUCGACCCAUUCUUCAUGUUCUGUGUGAUCCGAGACAUGGCUGAAGGUCUUAAGUACCUCCAUAACAGCUUCCUACACGUUCAUGCUAAUCUGAGAAGUGGUACUGUACUAGUCAACGAGUCCUGGCAGGCCAAGCUCACAGACUUUGGACUUGGCACUCUGGCUGAGGAGAAGAAGCCCAUGAAACGUCGCCAGCUGUGGAUGGCGCCGGAAGUGAUACGUGGCACGUUGCUGCCUCAUCAAAUUGAAAAAUCUGCGGAUAUUUAUUCGUUGGCUGUGAUUGCAUCGGAGGUUCUGACAAGGAAGGAGGCAUGGAAUAUGGCGGAGAGGAAGGAUACUGUUGAUGAAAUUGUGUACCGAAUCAAAAAGGGCGGCCCAAACGCACCACGGCCUGAAUUGGAUAUGGACGGAGUUGAGAUAAAUCAUAAUUUGCUAAUCCUAAUCCGCGACUGUUGGAGUGAAGAGCCCGCGGACCGCCCGUCUGCUGACGUAAUCUGUAAUCUUUUGAAGAACAUGAUGCCAAAGAAAGGAAACCUUAUGGACCAUGUCUUUAAUAUUCUAGAGGAUUACACCACGAAUUUGGAAGUAGAAGUUGAGGACAGAACAAAAGAAUUGACAGCUGAGAAGAAGAAGGCAGAUGUGUUACUGGGAAGAAUGUUGCCGAAACAAGUCGCCGAGCGCCUGAAACAAGGCCAAACUGUGGAGCCGGAAGGUUUUGACUCUGUCACCGUAUUCUUUUCGGAUGUGGUAAAAUUCACACAGUUGGCAGCGAAGUGCUCACCGUUUCAGGUUGUCAACUUGCUCAACGACCUCUACAGUAACUUUGACGCCAUAAUUGAGGAGCAUGGCUGUUAUAAAGUCGAGUCAAUCGGUGAUGGAUACCUCUGUGUCUCGGGCUUACCCUCGAAAAAUGGAAAUGCUCAUAUUAAACAAAUAGUGGAGCUGUCCCUAGACUUUAUGUCUUACUGCAAGUCAUUUAAAAUACCCCAUUUGCCACGUGAAAAGGUUGAGCUCAGGAUUGGAGUGAACAGUGGGCCUUGUGUGGCGGGAGUUGUGGGCUUGAGUAUGCCUAGAUAUUGUCUGUUUGGAGAUACGGUGAACACUGCGUCGAGAAUGGAGUCUAAUGGAAAAGCAUCCCAUAUCCACCUCAGCGCCGCUUCUUACACACUUCUAAUGAAGCAUUAUCCGAAUCAAUACAACACUGCCUCCAGAGGAGAUGUUAUUAUUAAAGGAAAAGGCGUGAUGGAGACUUUCUGGGUAUUCGAACGAAAUAAUCAAUUUAUGGGAGUAUCCUCUAACAGUGGAUAUCAAAGUGACAAAAAGGCCACAAAUAACGGUAGCAGUCCGGAAUCCACGCCUCCAAGUACCCCGCCGAUGCAUGAAGUAAAAGCCAACAGUCCGGUCCGUCAUCGUAAGCCGCCAUCUCCGUCCUCACCAACACUUUCCAAGCGGUCUGUAAGCCCAAUAAUGGAGGCAAAAGCCCGAGAUAUUCACAAUGAGGAGACCGAGGCUUUGUACCGGCAGUUCAGGCGACAAGAAACGUUGGCUUUGAUUUGAUAACUGUGAUUUUUAUUUCUAAAAAUGUAUUACUCUGAUAUUUUAUUUGCUCAUGAUGUUGUUUAUGUAUACAAAAUUGCAAUGAUAAAGACAUUAUUUUUGUUAGA
Molecule: messenger RNA, 3708 nt
Organism: Caenorhabditis elegans
Lineage: Eukaryota; Metazoa; Nematoda; Chromadorea; Rhabditida; Rhabditidae
Gene: gcy-19
Product: Guanylate cyclase
Exons: 22
Coding region: 56-3601 (1181 amino acids)
Biological process (GO): intracellular signal transduction; chemotaxis; chemosensory behavior
Cellular component (GO): plasma membrane
Molecular function (GO): ATP binding; protein kinase activity; guanylate cyclase activity
Source: RefSeq, marked reviewed